AUGUCUGAUGCCGCUAUUUACGAUGAAGAACUAAAGAGUCUUGAAGAACAAGUGAGAAAUCUUCUUCGUGCAUUGGACUCGGCAACAAAUACCGAUGUAAAGCUUGAAAAAUACAACAAAGCUCAAGAUUACAUGAAAAGAUUGCACAAAACACAUCAUCAGUUUAAGGUUGAGGUACGGCUUCUGGAUGGUAAUGAGCAAGAAGUUUACGAAAAACGUAGUCAAAUGCACCUUCGCACCAUUAAUCAAUUAAAAGAAGAACUUCAGUCAAAAAGGAUAGAAAAUAUUUCACUCAGUGCACCUAACCUAAACUCCGGCUGGUCUUCAGGCUUAGAGAAAAAUGAUGGAAAAGAUGAGGCUAGAGCUGCAGCUGCGCGUAUAAAUACCAUUCAAGGUUCUACACUGGAGUCACUAGCCAUGACGGAGCGAUUACUAAAUGAAACAGAGACAGUGGGAACGGGAGCUGCCACAACACUUCGAGUCCAGACGGAACAGAUACAGCGAGUAAAUGACAAUUUGGAUGAACUGGACUCUGAUGUUAAUCGAGCGAAAAAAGAACUUAAUGCUUUUAUUCGACGUAUGAUGACUGACAAGAUUAUAAUUUGUUUCUCAAUCCUCAUAGUGAUUGGUAUUAUCGUUAUCAUUGUACUGAAAGUAGUAAAGAAAAAGUGA
Messenger RNA from Trypanosoma theileri, 672 nucleotides. Its product is annotated as putative transmembrane protein. Gene Ontology annotation, cellular component: endoplasmic reticulum membrane; SNARE complex; Golgi apparatus. The record is from RefSeq and is a predicted model, not a curated record. The transcript has a single exon. Gene Ontology annotation, molecular function: SNAP receptor activity; SNARE binding. Gene Ontology annotation, biological process: vesicle fusion. Bases 1 to 672 code for a protein of 223 amino acids. Lineage: Eukaryota; Euglenozoa; Kinetoplastea; Trypanosomatida; Trypanosomatidae.